This is a messenger RNA of Amoebophrya sp. A25, 2223 nucleotides long. The record is from the annotation of a GenBank genome assembly. NCBI's taxonomy places the organism in Eukaryota, Dinophyceae, Syndiniales, Amoebophryaceae.
GCCUAAUAGUGACCUUUUUGCAAUGUUUCAGCACUAUCAGCCUAUAGCAAUUAUGGUGAACUAGCUGGCUUACAUCGACCUCAAGAACAAGGAUUCAGUAGUUGAUCUACCUUGCGUUUAUAUAUGAUCCAGGGCUCAGGGCGACGGUGCCCCCCCUAGCGUAGGGGGGGACCAUGCAGCCCCGGACCCCUUUUUCAGGCGUGUGCCGGGGGUGGAAGGCCUCAAAAGGGGGCCAAGUGACCUCCGCUCCUUUCCAGCUGCCUGGCUGUUCCCUACAGGCCUCCGAUGUAGGUGGGAGGCUCGAAAAGGGGCCCAAGGGACCGCCUGCGCCCUUCUAGGUGCCUGCCUGUGCCCUAAGUGCCUCCGAUAUGCUUCGCCGCCGCAGCAGUGCGCCGGCUGUGGAGGAAGGCCUCUGGAGGCGGCAAAAUGCGAGGGGCUGGGCCCCCUGAGCCGUGCGGCUUGUACCCUCCGGGCCCUUGGUCAUCGGCUUGCUCGCUCUUGCGACCGUGCGUGGCCGCCUUAGGCGGCCUUUUACCCCGGAGGCCUCCCGCCUGUGAGGGUCAGCAGGGGAGAGGCCAGGAGGCCCCUGAAGAACACGCGGAGAGGCGCAAGGGAACGCCUUCCACCACUAGAAUCUGCGAAAAUCAGCGCGGAAAAGCGCGCGCGAGCCCCCACAGAUCACACCACCGGGGGGAGGGCGCCGCGCAGCCCUGGAACAUAAAAAAAAAUUCAAAGAGGGCUAGAGAGUAAAAUCUGUCGCGAGGGGUGAGCAUGGCGUUUGACUCGCUUGCGAUAAAAUGCGACGGGCUAUGUGUGAAGUUCUUCUGUCUUGCGCGAUGUGAGUGGCGUUAGAGUUAAAUAGUUUAGAUCUUUGCUUCAAUGGAUUAGUAGACUUAUGCCGCGUAAUUAAAAGGGGGAGAGCGUUCCAUCGCUCUCGCGUCCCAUCGCUCUCCCUUACCGAUCCUUUUUUCUCCCGCCCGCUCUUAGCAGAGUAGUGGCUGCCAGGCAUAAGGUAGCCCCUUUUGCAGGAGUAAGGCAAGCCCUCCGGUUUCUGUUUUUCUUUUUGGUUAUUUUUUGGUGAUUGCGGAACGCGGCCGAGGAUUGUGCACGGGGCGAAGCUUGAAGGCCCUUGCUUAGUGUUGUUCCACCAAUGCGAUGAUAUAGCUGGAGAUUGCUUCGUGAUUCUACGUGGGCCGACCUACAUGAACACGCGUGGAUCUAUUUAACUUAGUGGCUCCGCUUUUCGCGCCGUGAGUUCGCCCGUGCAUCACGCACGUGAUCGCUCGCCUGAGCAGAGGCUUGGCCACCGUUCUAGCGUAUCGCGUGUUCGCUUCACAGGGUUUAGCUUUGCUCUCUCGGGGUACGUCAGAUAGUGUCCAUAACGGUUGACUGUUUAACGCAGUAGGAGAGGUCGUUCAUAGCGGUUGCCGUCGUGCUUAACCGUUUGCAUAGCUUUAGUGCUUGGCCGUCGUGCAUCGUUCAGGCUUCCCGCCGGGUAAUUGAAUGUUCGUAGUGCGGGAAAUCGUAGACACAGGUAACAAAAAAAAACUAGAACAGGUAGCACAUGAAUGAAAUCUCAAGUCUGAAAUGAUGCCACUCGAUUACGACUACAUACUUCUUCACGUGAUCAUGCAAAUAUUCACACCUACGAAAAGAAUACAGCGACUAUACUGUAUAGAUAUACCUGUUGGCUGAAAUAGUGAUAGAUGACAUAGGAUUGGGAACAUAAAAAAGAUGCGAAAUCAGGCGGAUUCGAAAACGCGAAAACAUACUAAAGACGUGUUUGAUGUAGAAUAGAGGAGAGGAGAGAGCUCUCAACAUAUCUUCAAGAUAUGCGAUUGCUUGUGGGAGUUGCUCACAAACGCAUUUGCGCUUUGACUUGGAUGAUGAUUAUCAAGCUCGAAGUCAAGUCAUGAGUUGUGAUUGAUGCCGACUGCAUCUAGAGCCUUAAAAAAUAGAAAAUCUUUCAUCGCGCCGUGCACCUGAAUUCAGGUCAUACGAACUUGCACCGGAUCCCCGGCUGCCUUAAAAGGCUUUGAAUGAGAUUAGGAGUCAGAAGCUCUGACCGUGUGGCACCUCACCAUCCACGAUCUUCCUCGGCCGUUUAUACAACCGCAGGAAAUGCAUCAUCCCGUCGAUGGCCUAGUGUGGUCGUUCGGGAUGCAGUAUGAUGAAUUUGCACGCGCAAAAUUGUCGAAGUCGAUGAAUGCGCGUUAUGUUGGG